GGAAAAUGGGAAUGCUUGCCCGACAUACAAAUAACACAACCCGGACUAGUGGUUCGGACGUUUCAAUUAUUUCAACCGGAUUGGUCCAACCAAAUCAGUCAGUCACAGAUCUUCCGGUUUGAUAUCAUCUCCUCUGCGCCUUUCAACGGAAAAACCGAAGGAAACCCUCAAUCGGAUCGAACCGUAAUUAUAAAUUUUUUAGGAGGCUUAUGUGAGUAUAAUCAAGAAUGGAUAGUGGUAGAAUCCCAGAACGGAAAUCCAAGCAAAAAAAAGACCCUGCAUGGGAAUACUGUGAAAUAUACAUAAAUGGUGAUAAGAAGGAGCUCAGGUGUGUAUUUUGUGGGAAGAUAUUUAAGGGUGGUGGAAUUCAUAGAGUUAAAGAGCAUCUUGCUGGUGCUAAAGGUGAUGGGGGCUCCCCUUGUUUAAAAGUUGAUCCAGAUGUUAGGGCUGCAAUGCAAGAGAAUUUGUCUGGGAUUGUGGGGAAGAGGGGUAAAAAACAAAAGUUUAUUGAACUGAGUCCGAAUGUCGGUAAUGUUACUGAGGAUGAGAGUAUCCGAAACAGCUAUGACUUGAACACAGUGGAUGGAUUGCUGCAAUUCCCAGAUACCAUCGAAGCGAACUCAAAUAAACGUUCGAAAUUUGAACAUUCAAGCAGGGAGAUGAAUGGUGGACAGAAGGCAGUGGUGAUAAGUAGAGGUCAAGCAAUUAGUGAGGAAGAGAGUUUGGAGAAUUUUGAACCUGCGGCCGUUAGUGCAUUCAAACGCGAUUCAGCUUGGAAGCAUUGCGACAUGUACAGAAAUGGUAAAAAGGUUAUACUGAGAUGCCUAUAUUGUGGGAAGAUUUUCCAUGGUGGUGGUAUUUAUAGACUUAAGGAACACCUUGCUGGUCGCAUUGGCAAUGGUGCUAUAUGUCCAAAAGUUCAAGCAGACGUCCGUCUCCAGAUGCAAGAGAGUUUACAAGCAAGUGUGUCGGGAAAACAAAAGAAGGGUGACAGUUUGAUUCAGAAACCCUUUGUUCAGAUACCGGAACCUGAUAAUGAUGAGGCUCAUGGUCUGUCUAGUGGACGGGAUCUCAAUAAUGACUUCGAUUUGUUUGGAGAGGACGACAAAUUUGAACAAAGUCUCGACCAAAUUGUGAAUCAAGUAGUUGAGGGUAGUGGAGUGGGCGGUGUAACAGACAAAGGGCAUGAAGGAAAAUCCUACAAUCUGAAGUUUCACAAGUCUUCUGCAUUAACUGGCGAGAACAAUAGAGCUAUUGGUUCAAGAUCCAAGGACAAUGAAAUUCAAAAAGAAAUAAAUAGUUUUCUGCUGAAUUUGGGGAUGGAUUUUGAUGCUACUGUUUAUGCUCAGUUCCAAAGCAUCAUUCAGAAACUAGCUUCACAAAAAUCACAUGUGGUAACUCCUUCUUGGGACGAUAUACGAAGCCGGAUUUUAAAGGAUGCUGCAAAAGAGGUCAAAAGUGACAUCGACAAAUUCACUGGUUGUUGGGCAAGGAGUGGUUGUUCCAUACUGUUUGAUGAAUGGAUAACUGUAAAGGGCAGAACGUUCUUGAAUGUUUUAGUUCACUGCUCCGAAGGGACCCUAUAUUUGAAGUCUCUGGAUAUUACUUGCAUAACUGACUCUAUAGAUGCUCUUUAUCAAUUGCUUGCAAAUGUGCUAGAAGAAGUUGGUGUUAGUAACGUGUUGCAAGUGAUCACAAGCGGUGAAGAACGGUAUAUUGUCAUUGGGAAAAGAUUAGAGAACUUUUAUCCUUCUGUUUUCUGGACUCCUUGUGCUAGUCAUUGCCUUAGCUUGAUUCUAGAGGACUUCGGAAGACUAGAAUGGAUAAAUGAACUGCUUGAACAAUGCAAAUCAAUGACAAGGUUUAUUUACAACCACAAUGUUGUUUUGAACAUGAUGAGAAAGUGUACUUUUGGAGUUGACUUAGUUGACAUUGGAAUGGCUGAGUCAGUGACAGAUUUCAUGACUUUGAACCGAAUGAUGAGUGUCAAAGACAACUUGAGAAAUAUGGUUAAUUCAGAGGAGUGGGCUGAGAGCUCAUAUACAAGGGAACCAGAGGGACUGACAUUGCAGGAUAAUAUUAGGAAUGAGUCAUUUUGGUCAACUUGUGGCUUGAUUGUCCGUUUAACUGAGCCAUUAUUGUCGCUCUUAAGAAUAGUUGGGAAUGAGAAGAGGCCUGCAAUGGGCUAUAUAUAUGCAGGACUUUACAAGGCCAAAGAAGCCAUCAAGAAAGAACUCGUCAGCCAGAAGGAUUAUUUUGAUUUGUGGGAUAUCAUUGAUCGAAGGUGGGAACACCUUCAGCAUCACCCACUGGUUGCUGCAGCUUUCUAUUUCAACCCCAAGUUCUUCUACAGUACUGAAGUAAAUGUUCCCCAAAUGAAGUCGCGGCUGUACGAUUCUUUGGAGAAGUUGGUUCCUGACCCAAAUAUUCAGGACAAAAUUGUGAAAGAAAAGAUCUCCUACGAGAAUGCUGUUGGAGAUUUUGGUCGUAAGAUGGCCAUAAGAGCUAGAGAUACUUUACUCCCAGCUGAAUGGUGGGCGACGUAUGGUGGAGCAUGCCCAAACUUGUCCCGCUAUGCCAUCCGAAUUCUUAAUUUAACUUGUAGCUUGAUGGCCUCGAAGCCUAAGCAUCUCAUUUUUGAAGAUAUACAUGAAACGAAAAAUUGCUUGGAGAAGCCGAGACUUGAUGACCUUCUUUCUGUCCAGUACAAUUGGUGGUUGAAGCAAAGGGCUUCCAAACACAAAGAUCAGGGGUCUUCGGAUCCUCUCAUGUAUGCAAAAUCAAACACUGUCUCGCAUUGGGUUAUGAAAGAGGAAACUGAACCGAAAAACCUAAAUGUUACUGAUUGGAGCAUAGUUCUGUCACCUUCCGGCAACAGAAUGCAGUUUGGUUCUCAAGCUGAUGAUUAUGAAGCCUUAGGUACAGGGUUUGAUGAUAUUGAAGUGUUCAAUCGUGGUGUAAAAGAAGAAGCAGUAAGCUGAUGACGUUCGGUUGUGUUUUGGUAGACAAUUUGUAUUCCUUUUAAAUGAGGGGAUGAUUUACCCCUCCAUCCAUCCUUUAGGAAAACAUAUACUCCCUCCAUUUCAAAUUGUAGGUUGUUUUAGGUUUUGAGAGAUUUUUCAAAAUGUAGGUCGUUUUACAAAUUCUAGGUAAAUUAAUGACUAUUUUUUCAAUUUUACCCUCAAUAAAUG
Messenger RNA from Oldenlandia corymbosa var. corymbosa, 3191 nucleotides. The record is from the annotation of a GenBank genome assembly. Lineage: Eukaryota; Viridiplantae; Streptophyta; Magnoliopsida; Gentianales; Rubiaceae.